Messenger RNA from Quercus robur (English oak), 2699 nucleotides. RefSeq names its product disease resistance protein Roq1-like. Gene Ontology annotation, biological process: signal transduction; defense response. The record is from RefSeq and is a predicted model, not a curated record. The transcript is spliced from 4 exons. Bases 124 to 2403 code for a protein of 759 amino acids. Gene Ontology annotation, molecular function: ADP binding. Lineage: Eukaryota; Viridiplantae; Streptophyta; Magnoliopsida; Fagales; Fagaceae.
UUCAACUACGGGGGAGCCGGCAGUGACACCUUCGCCUUCUCUCUCUCUUUCUCCCUGUUUUUGGCUUCAUUAUACUUGAUCCAUAUCUGUUUUGUAGUUCAAGAAUCACCAAAUUAACAUCCGAUGGCUUUUAUGGGCUCAGAAAGCGCAUCCUCAUCUUCUUCUUCUACCGUAUCUGGAUUUAAAUAUGAUGUCUUUCUUAGUUUCAGAGGCAGUGACACUCGUAAAACUUUUACAGACCAUCUAUAUGCUGCUCUGAAUCAAAAAGGUAUAUUCACAUUCAGGGAUGAUGAAAAACUUGAGCGAGGAACAUUCAUUGCUCCAAAGCUCUUGAGAGCAAUAGAAGAGUCAAGAUUUGCUAUUGUCAUUAUCUCACAGGACUACGCUUCAUCGAGUUGGUGUUUGGUUGAACUAGCAAAGAUUGUUGAGCGCAUGGAAAAGGAGAGGCUUAUAAUUUUGCCUGUUUUUCACUACAUAGAUCCUAGUGAUGUGAGGAAUUUGAGAAAGACUUUUGGAGACGCCUUUGCUAAACAUGAAGAGCGUGACAAAGAUAACAUAGAGGAAGAGGAAGUACAUAGAUGGAAAGCUGCUUUGACAAAGGUUGCUAAAAUUGCUGGAUGGGAUUUACGAGACAAACAUGAGGCAAAAGUUGUUGAAGAAAUAGUUGGAAAGAUAUUGGAUAAAUUGACUUCUACAUACUCAAUUGUUCACAAGGAUUUUGUUGGAAUAAACUCUCGUAUGGAGGAACUGGUGAAUUUAUUAGGCAUGGGGUUGAAUGAUGUUCGCUUUAUAGGGAUUUGGGGAAUGGGGGGAUUGGGCAAAACAACUCUAGCACGAGUUGUUUAUGAUAAAUUUCGUCAUCGUUUUGAAGGUAGCAGCUUUCUUGCCAAUGUUAGAGAAGAAUGUGGAAAACAUGGUUUAGUUCAUUUACGAAAACAGCUUCUUUCUAAUAUCUUGAUUGAAAGAAAUAUUGAUUUUUCAGAUGUUCAAUGGGGAAGUAAUGUGAUAGAGAAAAGAUUAUGUUAUAAAAGUGUUCUUAUCGUUCUUGAUGAUGUGGAUCAACUUGAUCAAUUAGAAGCGUUAGCAGGCGAGCGAGUUUGGUUUGGUCGAGGGAGUAGAGUCAUUAUAACAACAAGAGAUCAACAUCUAUUGAUCAAACAUGAUGUGGCUGAAGCUGAAAUAUACAAGGCUGAGCAAUUGAAUAGUGAUGAAGCUCUUCAAUUAUUUAGUCGAAAAGCCUUCAAUAAAGACCAUCCUUCAGAAGGUUAUGUGGAGUUGUCCAAGAAAGCGAUAUGUUAUGCUCGAGGCCUUCCUCUGGCUCUUGAAGUUCUGGGUUCCUUCUUGAAAUGUAGAAAACCUGAUGCAUGGGAAAGUGCCCUAGAUAGACUAAAAGAAGCUCCUCCAAAAAAAAUUCUAGAUAAACUCCAGAUAAGUUUUGAUGGCUUGGAAGAAACAGAGAAAAAAAUAUUUUUAGAUAUUGCUUGUUUCUUCAAAGGAGAAGAUAAAGAUCGCGUAAUAAAUAUACUACAAACUCCCCGUUACAAGCCAAGCAUUGAUAUAGAUGUUCUUGUGGAAAAAUCUCUCAUAACCAUCUUCAUGAAUUAUUUGUGGAUGCAUGGUUUACUGCAAGAAUUAGGUCGGCAAAUUGUUCAUAGUGAAUCCCCUGAACAACCUGGUAGUCGUAGUAGGUUGUGGCUCAAGGAUGAUGUCCUUCAUGUACUGGAAAAUAACACAGGAUCAGGAAAAAUUCGAGGCAUAAUGUUGCAUUCACCCCAACCAGUAAAAGUGCAACUACACAAGGAAGCUUUUAAAAAGAUGGAAAAUCUCAAAUUUCUAAUAGUUGAGAAUGUACAUAUUUGUGAACCAUUUGAAUUUCUUCCCCACAGUCUAAUAUAUCUUAAGUGGCCCAAUUAUCCUUCUCACUGGCCAUUCAAAUAUUUUCCUGAACAACUUGUUGUUUUUGAGAUGCCAGGUAGUCGCAUUAGAUUGCCAAAGCUAAUCAAGCAGGAGCGUCCCUUAGAAAAUUUGAUAAAUGCCAAUUUCAGUGGUUGUGAAUUUAUUGCGAAAUUACCUAAAUUAUGGGCCCCAAAUUUAGAGAGUUUGGACCUCUCUUUUUGUGAAAAUUUAGUUAAAUUAACUGAAUUAGGGGCCCAAAAUUUAAAGCACUUGAACCUCUCUUUUUGUGAAAAUUUAGUUGAGAUUGAUGAAUGCUUUGGAUCUCUUGAAAAGCUUAAAAAAUGGGGUCUCUGGGGUUGUAGUAAACUUCAAAUUCUUCCAAGCCAGCUCAAGUUGAAAUCUCUUGAUUAUUUUUAUCUUUCUGGCUGCUCAAGGCUUGAGAAGCUCCCUAAUUUUCAUCCAGAAAUGAAAUGUUUACAGACUUUAUAUUUAGAAAUGAAGUGUUGAUAACUCCAUAUUUUUCUUUGUUGGUCGCAAUUUUCCAAAAUUGGUUGUCCGUAUUGUUCCUGGACCAGAGGGCUUUCAUGGCUUUGUUGAAAUUUCCAUCAAUGGUUAUGAAAAUCGUGAAUAUUUAUAUUCUCUAACUCAGUGGUCUCUGCUGCAGAGUCAUUUGAAUGAAUCAAAUCCAACUGACCAGAAUCGUGUUAAGAUUUCAAUUAGAUAUAAGUCAGAUGACACCUAUCCUAUAAAAAUGUGGGGGGUCCACGUCGAAUGCACCUGUCCUCCUCAAGAAGAUGAAGCUG